Molecule: messenger RNA, 3297 nt
Organism: Penicillium argentinense
Lineage: Eukaryota; Fungi; Ascomycota; Eurotiomycetes; Eurotiales; Aspergillaceae
Product: dDENN domain protein
Exons: 5
Coding region: 1-3297 (1098 amino acids)
Biological process (GO): regulation of Rab protein signal transduction
Cellular component (GO): cytoplasmic vesicle
Source: RefSeq, a predicted model, not a curated record
AUGCCUGCCACUACCGCCCCGGAGGGCGCCCCCCUCGCCGACUACUUCUGGAUCGCAGGUGUCGACGGCUCAGAGGUGCUGGAGACCUACCGUCGACUCGGCGACGACUACCGUAUCAAUGGCGCGGCAUCCCCCGGCCCCGCCUUCACCGAUGCCAUCCAGGAAGACGCCGACGCCGAAGAGGAACACGCCCCCGACUCGCAGGCCUCUCGCCCGACCUCGACCAUCUUCAGGGGCAACAGCCGCCGCAGCUCCAACCAGCGCCUGUCCACUCUCUCCCGGGACUCCGAGCAUGCGAACGGCACCAGCAGCAACCGCAGCAGUGUCACUGUCAAAGGCGCCUCGUCGCCCGUGCGCGGCUCGACCUUAUUCAGCGAUGACUUUGAUUUCGACCAGGCGCUGGUCAAGUUUGCCUCGGAGCGAGAUACCUUUUUGACCGAUUUGAGUUUGAGCGCCGGCGCCAUCACGAAUAACUCGCGCCCGCGGUCUCGCGUGCGCACCCAGAAGAUCACCGCGGACGAUUCGCCCUCGCAGGGUUCGGGCAAUUUGCUCCGCUCGGGCAUUGGGAGUGUCCGUCGGCAUAUGGCAUUUCGGGAUAUGAAUAGUAUGAAGCGGCAGCCUUCAAUUGCUCGACAUGCUUCGGUGCGCACCUCGCGACGACUGAGCAACUACAACUCGGUGAUUCCGGUCCCGCAACCCCUGGAGAUUUCCCCCACGAUGCACCCGUUGAAACGCCGGUUCGAACCCGUCCUGCUCGACCGAUACCCCACCCGCGACAUGGCAGACGAGUUGAAGCAACGCGGGAACUUCCCGGACUAUGUCCCCAUGUUCGCCUUUCCCAAUGAUAUCAACAUUGUCUCCUCCGACCAACGACCCCGCUCGACCUGGCACGGCUUUGCCAUGACCACCGAUAACGGAUCGAAGCUGCAUGCCAUCUGUGUAAUCAUUUGGAUUCCAUUGAACUCGCAGGCGGCAGAUGAGCUGGAGAAGCGCUGCGAGGAGUGGCGGAAGGAUAACAUGACGGAUGAGGAGCGGGAAUUGGCUGCGAGUCUGGGUGAGCGUCUGGCGCAGGAGCGGGCGAAGCUGUCUCAGCUGCUGGCUAAGCUGCCGACUGUGCCCUCGGGAUCCGAGUCUCGUGAACAGCUCGAGGACGAGAUCAGUGCGGUAGAAGAAAAGAUUGGCUUGAUGAACGACCUCCUGCGUCCGGUGCGACAUGGUGCGGCUUCCAAGAUUGAGGGUCUCACAGAUGGAGAUACCGGUUUCUGGAUCCCGCGUGCGUACGGCAUUCUCGGCCGGGAGGCCAACAUGACGAGCUUCUGGAAGGAGUGGCUGAAGGCCAUCGUCGUUCCCAUGACCGAAGGGGGUGUCCAGCGAGUACCGCCCAGCUCGCCCCGGAUGGGCGUGUGGCAGCCAAUUGAGCGCUAUGUUAUGAAUCUCUGCACUGAGGCAUUCUGCCCUAUCUCGUCAAAGACGCAGGUCGAACUCGCCAUUCGAGAAUUGCGGCUGUUCGCGCGACAAGAGGCAUCCAAUGAGCUUCCUGGCUCUCGCAAUACCGAUUUGUAUGCUCUCUUCCGUGCGCUGUCGGUUCCGAACAUUAUUAUACUGUUCGAAUAUGCCCUGACCGAGUCACGCAUCAUUUUCCUGUCCUCCCACACCUCCAUGCUCUACCUUGCUACCAGAGCUCUGGUCGACCUGUUGUUCCCAAUUCAGUGGGCAGGUGUUUUAAUUCCUGUUCUCCCAGCACGUCUGGUGCAGGCUAUCGAGGCUCCCUGCCCGUAUAUCGUGGGUAUCGAGCGGCGGUAUGAAAAGGUCGAGCUCCCGACGGACGACUUUGUCUUGGUCGAUUUGGACUCUGAUAUGAUCGAGAGUACCGUGCGACCAACCCCUCUCCCGCGACACCAGCGCCGGAAGCUCCUGUCGCUCCUUCAAAUGGCCGCUCCUCACCACAGCCGCUGUGGGGUUCCAACGGGACCUCCAGCAUAUGCCAUCGAAACAUACCCAUGGGACACGUUCUUGUCUGAGAGCGGUUCCACAUACACCUCGAAGGCGCCACCCACCAACCUUGCCAAGUAUGUCGGUCUGAACUCCAAUGCAUUCGGUUCGACCGCGGUCGUUCCCAAUUCCUACCAUCCGCCCAUCUUCAACGCAUUCUUGCAUGCUCGUAACGAGCAGGCAUCGUCCCGCGGAUAUUCUUCCUACCAAGGCCGGUGCUUCGCCUCCUUCUCCGCGAGAGAGCUCUCCUACCUCUGGCCACUUCCCCCUCCACCUCCUACUCCCUCCUCGCGGAAUGACUCGGGCAUGGCGCUGCAGGCCUCGCUGCGUGAGAAACGAUCCGGCCACUUUGACGCGGCGUCGAGGAGAAGCUCGUCGCUUGGCAUGACUCGUCGGCCUAGUGCGCCGUUCCUGGGACAUGCAUCUAACCUGUCUGUCACCACUUUGAACACUGAUAAUGGCCCGGGCUCGACAUAUGCCCCAUCCGUCUAUGCGCAGUCGACCAUUGCAGCAUCGACAAUUGUGCCGCAGUCUUCUGCGCAGUACGUCAAUAACAACGAGGGUACUUGCUGGGUUGAGGGCCAUUACUUCCAGACCCAGCCGUGGGACGACAAGUUGACCUGUGCGAUAUGUGACGACCGGGCCGAGGAGGGCAUGUACAAGUGCUCUGCCUGCAAGCUGAUUGUGCACAACCGAUGCGCGUCUCAAGUCUGCUUGGUCUGCGAUGCCGCAUUCCACCCUGAUCAGAUCCGAGCUGCGUUCGUACGGUGCUUCGCUAGCUUGUUCUACACUUAUAAGAAGUAUCUCUUGCCAGCGAGCAGUGACAAGAAGAAGGCGGGAUUGUACUACACUUUCAACAUGGAGGCGUUUAUGAAGAGCUUGCCGAAUGAGCAUGCUGAGUACAUUGCUGUUUUGCAGCAGACGCAAGGCUUUAUGGAAUUCAUCAGCGAGCGCGAACGAACCAAUCCCAAGGCCAAGGACUCGAAAAUGGCCCUCUUCGACGAAAUCGUCCUCUCCAAACGCAACCGCGGCAGAACGUCCAUCUUCUCCGGCCGCUCUACUACAGACUUCCUCUCCGACACAUCCAACCACCUCUGGCGCACCGCGAGCGCUACGUUCUUCGCCCCUACCAGCCGUAGUCAGAAUAACCUGUCUGCUGACUACAGCCGGGUUGCCCAAAGAGGUUCUUAUGAAAGAACCCCGCAUGAUCCACGGUGCCCCCGGGUCUCCAAGACGGCAAAUACGGCCCGCAGGAAGCCGCUGCCUAAAGUCAUGAAUGGACUGGCGAUUUCCCCACCGAGUUAA